AUUAAAAAACAACAUAAUAAUGUACACCAUUUUGAUAGAAAAGAGUAAUUAAAUUAUUAGCUGGAAAGAAAAGAUGAAUAUGGAGUUCUACACUUAUGAUAUGUUGAGUGAUUUGCUUUAUCUCAUGCUCACAAUUUUUAUAUCAUUUCAAAUCUUCAACCUAUUGUCUUCAUACACCAAAACUCAACAACAACUUCCACCAGGGCCAAGACCCUUGCCCAUAAUUGGUAACCUUUUGGAACUUGGUCACAAUCCCCACAAAUCUCUUGCAAGGCUUUCCCAAAUUCAUGGCCCAAUCAUAUAUUUGAAGCUCGGCCAAACCACCACAGUUGUGGUUUCUUCAGCGGAAAUGGCCAAACAAAUCCUCCAAACUCAUGACAACCUCUUCUCUAACAGAACUGUCCCAGACUCAUUCCGAGCCUACAAUCACGACAAGCACAGUGUGUCAUUAAGUCCGGUCUCUCCUAGCUGGAGAAACCUUAGAAAAAUAUGCCACAACCACUUGUUUUCGGUUAAAGCUCUCGACUCCAACCAGAAUCUAAGGCAACAGAAGGUACAAGAGCUCUUGGCUGAUGUCCGUACAAUGGGUGAAGCAAGUAAUGAGGCAGUGGCUAUUGGCGUGGCUGGUUUUAAAACUACUCUCAACUUGUUGUCCACCACUUUUUUCUCCGCCGAUUGGGAGAAUCUCGCGGCUUCGGACAUGGCCGUAGAUCUCAAGGAGACUAUUGGGAAUGUCAUGGUGGCUGGUGGUAAGCCUAACUUGUCUGAUUAUUUCCCGGUUCUUAGGAAGCUUGAUCUUCUGGGCUUAAGGAGAAGCAUGACUUUUCACUUCCGAAAAUUGAAGGAUUUUUUCGAUGGUAUGAUCACUCAAAGACUAAAACACAGAGAAGAAAGUAAUAGUCCUAAAGGAGAAGAAGAAAAUAAUAAUAUGUUGGAUACUCUUCUCAAUUACAUGGCCAGUAAAGAAAACAGUGAAAAUCAGCUUCUAAACAAAACCACCAUUGAACAUCUCUUAUUGGAUUUAUUUGCAGCUGGAACUGACACAACUUCAUCCACGUUAGAGUGGUCAAUGACUGAGUUACUGAAGAACCCAGAAGCCAUGUCCAAAGCCCAAGCUGAGCUUAACCAAGUUAUUGGCAAGGUAAAUCAAAUGAAAGAAUCAGAUAUAUCGAGACUCCCUUACUUACAAGCUGUUAUCAAGGAGACCUUUCGUUUGCACCCACCAGCUCCAUUGUUGCUUCCCCGUAGAGCUGAAACAGAUGUGGAACUAUGUGGCUAUGUGGUUCCUAAAGGAGCACAAGUCCUAGUCAAUGCAUGGGCCAUUUCCAGAGACCCCAAUAUAUGGGACAAUCCCAAUGAGUUCAUUCCAGAGAGGUUUUUGGAAUCAGAUAUUGAUGUGAAAGGUCGACACUUUGAGCUGACUCCAUUCGGUGGUGGAAGAAGAAUUUGCCCGGGUUUGCCUUUGGCCAUUAGAAUGGUUCAUUUGAUGUUAGGGUCUCUGAUCCAUUCUUUUGAUUGGAAGUUGGAAGAUGGUGUUAAACCACAGACUUUGAACAUGGAUGACAAGUUUGGUCUCACUUUACACAAAGCUCAGCCUUUGAAAGCUCUCCCUAUACCAAUUGUUUCCACCUAAUUUAGUUAUAUCUUUGUCUGGUUUAAUUUAGCCCUUACAUAUCAAUAAAUUAUGAUCAUGUGGUCACCCUAUAGUUAAUACAAUAUACUAAUUUUCUCAGGCUAGCUUUGCUGGCAUAAGAAGAACCAAUAUAUAUACACUUGUUCGAAA
Molecule: messenger RNA, 1783 nt
Organism: Cannabis sativa
Lineage: Eukaryota; Viridiplantae; Streptophyta; Magnoliopsida; Rosales; Cannabaceae
Product: geraniol 8-hydroxylase
Exons: 2
Coding region: 74-1633 (519 amino acids)
Molecular function (GO): monooxygenase activity; oxidoreductase activity, acting on paired donors, with incorporation or reduction of molecular oxygen; iron ion binding
Source: RefSeq, a predicted model, not a curated record